AUGGCCGCUCUAAGCGUCGACAGGUGGAUCGCUGUAGUUUUCCCGUUGAGUUACCAUUCUAGAAUGCGACACAGAGAUGCAGCACUCGUGCUCGGAUACACACGGGUCCAUUCUAUGUCCUUUUCGACAGUGGCGGCUUGUCUCUCGUGGGUGGGAUACCAUCAACUUUACGCGUCGUGCACUCUCUCCGACGUGAGGGAGAACAGUCAGACCCAGUUUGUUAUCUUUACCGUGUUUUUUUCACGCACUCACCUUUCUCCUGUCAUUUCUAGUGCUGUGUGUCACAUACCUCAAAGUGCUGAAGGUGGCAAGGUUCCACUGUAAACGGAUAGACGUUAUCACAAUGCAAACUUUAGUGCUGCUGGUGGACAUUCACCCAAGGUAAGAGAAGAGGUGUUUGAGUUGCAUCUUCCUCUGUGCACCUUGCUCCAACUCACUGUUGUUUUUUUUAUUUCAUGUUGAAACCAGCAGAAUGCAUCAAGGGACAUUUCUUUAUUCUAUUUCAUUGUGUUAUAUUGCGUGCUAAUCGAUUACUCCUUCCAGGAACAUGACUAUCCUCAUUCCUGAGUUCCUGCAGUGCACCACAUGGUUACAUUGGUCUUGUCGUGCACUCUAAGGAUUAUUUCAGGUAUCAAAUUAGACGGAAUAAUGGCCCAACACUUUCAAAAUGGAUCAAUUGUGUAUCAUAUACUUUGAUGUGAUGAGAUACAAAGAGAACCAUAAAGAGACGGAUACAACACUAUCUGGUAUACAUGCAGUAACCCCAGACAGUUAAUGGUUAUAUCUGGUAUACAUGCAGUAACCCCAGAUAGUUAAUGGUUAUAUCUGGUAUACAUGCAGUAACCCCAGAUAGUUAAUGGUUAUAUCUGGUAUACAUGCAGUAACCCCAGAUAGUUAAUGGUUAUAUCUGCUAUACAUGCAGUAACCCCAGAUAGUUAAUGGUUAUAUCUGGUAUACAUGCAGUAACCCCAGAUAGUUAAUGGUUAUAUCUGCUAUACAUGCAGUAACCCCAGAUAGUUAAUGGUUAUAUCUGCUAUACAUGCAGUAACCCCAGAUAGUUAAUGGUUAUAUCUGCUAUACAUGCAGUAACCCCAGAUAGUUAAUGGUUAUAUCUGGUAUACAUGCAGUAACCCCAGAUAGUUAAUGGUUAUAUCUGCUAUACAUGCAGUAACCCCAGAUAGUUAAUGGUUAAUCUGGUAUACAUGCAGUAACCCCAGAUAGUUAAUGGUAUAUCUGUAUACAUGCAGUAACCCCGAUAGUUAAUGGUUAUAUCUGGUAUACAUGCAGUAACCCCAGAUAGUUAAUGGUUAUAUCUGGUAUACAUGCAGUAACCCCAGAUAGUUAAUGGUUAUAUCUGGUAUACAUGCAGUAACCCCAGAUAGUUAAUGGUUAUAUCUGGUAUACAUGCAGUAACCCCAGAUAGUUAAUGGUUAUAUCUGCUAUACAUGCAGUAACCCCAGAUAGUUAAUGGUUAUAUCUGGUAUACAUGCAGUGACCCCAGAUAGUUAAUGGUUAUAUCUGCUAUACAUGCAGUAACCCCAGAUAGUUAAUGGUUAUAUCUGCUAUACAUGCAGUAACCCCAGAUAGUUAAUGGUUAUAUCUGCUAUACAUGCAGUAACCCCAGAUAGUUAAUGGUUAUAUCUGCUAUACAUGCAGUAACCCCAGAUAGUUAACCCGUUGGUUUUGAUGAGAUCAUCAUGGGCCCGGGUCACAGGAAAAUACGACGCUCCUGUGUUUCAGCUCUGGUCUGGGUGCAUCCCAAAUGGUACCUUAUUCCCUUAAUAGUGCACUACUAUUGACCAGAGCCCUAUGAGCCCUAUCAGCCCUGGUCAAAAGUAGUGCACUAAAUAGGGAAUAUGGUGCCCUUUGGGACGCAUCCUGUUUCCUGGUUAGAAUAGGGCAGAAUCAGUGUUUUACUGAGUGGCAGUGGCAUCCCAUUACGUUGUCAUUUACUAUAGCCUAAGAGAUAGACUCUUUGUCUGUUUUCCUGGGAAAAAAAACGGUCUAAUAUGGUUAAAAUACUAUUAUCAUUAUCAAUCAUCAUCAUCAUCAUCACACACACACCAGACCCCACACUUUCGUCACAUAUGCAUGCAAUAACACGUGUUUUUAACCUCUACUGGAUCGGUGUCCCGUAUACGGGACGGUUGAGCUAACGUGGGCUAAUGUGAUUAGCAUGACUGUUGUAAGUAACAGCAAACUUUCCAAGACAUAGACAUGUCUUAUAUGGACAGAAAGCUUAAAUUCUUGUUAAUCUAACUGCACUGUCCAAUUUACAGUAGCUAUUACAGUGAAAAAAAUACCAUGCUAUUGUUUGAGGAGAGUGCACAACAACAAAAAACGUAUCACGGCAACUGGUUUGAUACAUUCUCCUCUGAAGGUAAAUAAUGUUCUUACGUUCAGUAAUCUUGAUCUGGUUUGUCAUCCUAAGGGUCCCAGAGAUAACAUGUAGCAUAGUGUUGUUUGAUAAAAUCCAUUUUUGUGUUCAAAUGUAGGAACUGGGUUCUACAGUUUGAACCCCUGCUGUCUCUGGCUCCACACCCACCCGCCCGGCCAUCUAGAUGUGUGAAAGUUAGUGUAUAAGCUACUGAUCCAUCAUGUAUGACAUUCCUGGGAGUGUGUAAACUUACAUUUUGUAUUACCAUAUCAUUGUUCUCUAUAGUUAUGUACUUGAAAAUGUAUCAAUUGACCAAUUCGGCACAUUUGGGCAGACUUGAUACAAAAUAGUCCAGUAUUCCAAUGCUUCACUGGAUCAAUCUGAAAUUUUGCACAUACAGUGCUGCCAUCUAGUGGCCAAAAUCUAUAUUGCGCCUAAACUGCAAUAUUAUAUUGUGGCCUUUCUCUUGCAUUUCAAAGAUGAUGGAACAAAAAAACAAAACAAAAAAAAACGCAUGUUUCCUUUCAAAUGGUAUCAAGAAUAUGCAUAUCCUUGCUUCAGGUCCUGAGCUACAGGCAGUUAAUAAUAAUAUAAUAAUAUGCCAUUUAGCAGACGCUUUUAUCCAAAGCGACUUACAGUCAUGCGUGCAUACAUUUUUGUGUAUGGGUGGUCCCGGGGAUCGAACCCACUACCUUGGCGUUACAAGCGCCGUGCUCUACCAGCUGAGCUACAGAGGACCACGAUUUGGGUACGUCAUUUUAGGAAAACAUUGAAAAAAAGGGAUUAAUGUAAAAAUGUGAUUUUGAUAUUGCUGUCUAUGACUGCCAUGUAUGUACAGUACCUUCGGAAAGUAUUCAGACCCCUUGACUUUUUCCACAUUUUGUUACGUUACAGCCUCAUUCUAACAUUUUAUAUAAAUCGUUUGUUUCCCUUCCUCAAUCUACACACAAUACCCCAUAAUGACAAAACAAAAACAGGUUGUAAGACAUUUUUGCUAAUAAAAACACUCAUGAAAUAUUAAAUUUACAUAAGUAUUCAGACCCUUUACUCAGUACUUUGUUGAAGCACCUUUGGCAGCGAUUACAACCUUGAGUCUUCUUGGGUAUGACGCUACAAGCUUGGCACACCUGUAUUUGGGGAUUUUCUCCCAUUCUUCUCUGCAGAUCCUCUCAAGCUCUGUCAGGUUAGAUGGGGAGCUUCGCUGCACAGCUAAUUUUCAGGUCUCUCCAGAGAUGUUCAAGUCCGAGCUCUGGCUGGGCCACUCAAGGACAUUCAGAGACUUGUCCCGAAGCUAGUCCUGUGUUGUCUUGGCUGUGUGCUUAGAGUCGUUGAACCUUCACCCCAGUCUGAGGUCCUGAGCGCUCUGGAGCAGGUUUUCAUCAAGUAUCUCUCUGUACUUUGCUCUGUUCAUCUUUGCCUCGAUCCUGACUGGUCUCCCAGUCCCUGCAGCUGAAAAACAUCCCCACAGCAUGAUGCUGCCACCACCAUGCUUCACCGUAGGUUUCCUCCAGAUGUAACGCUUAGCAUUCAGGCCAAAGAGUUCUAUCUUGGUUUCAUCAGACCAGAUAAUCUUGUUUAAGUGCCUUUUGGCAAACUCCAAGCGGGCUGUCUUGUGCCUUUUACUGAGGAGUGGCUUCCGUCUGGCCACUCUACCAUAAAGGCCUGAUUGGUGGAGUGCUGCAGAGAUGAUUGUCCUUAUGGAAGCAUCUCCCAUCUCCACAGAGGAACUCUAGUGCUCUGUCAGAGUGACCAUCGGGUUCUUGGUCACCUCCCUGACCAAGGCCCUUUUCCCCAGAUUGCUGAGUUUGGCCGGGCGGCCAGCUCUAGGAAGAGUCUUGGUGGUUCCAAACUUCUUCUAUUUAAGAAUGAUUGAGGCUACUGUGUUCUUGGGGACCUUAAAUGGUGCAGAAUGUUUUUGGUACCCUUCCCAAGAUCUGUGCCUCGAUACAAUCCUGUCUCGGAGCUCUACGGACAAUUCCUUCGACCUCAUGGCUUGGUUUUUGCUCUGACAUGCACUGUCAACUGUGGGACCUUAUAUAGACAGGUGUGUGCCUUUAGGACACCUCAUGGCACGUUAGGACACCUCAAGGCACUUUAGGACACCUCAUGGCACUUUAGGACACCUCAAGGCACUUUAGGACACCUCAAGGCACUUUAGGACACCUCAAGGCACUUUAGGACACCUCAUGGCACUUUAGGACACCGCAUCAGACCUAAUGGCACCGCAUGAGAACUAAUGGCACCGAAUGACACCUAAUGACAACUCAAAUCAAAUCAAAUUUUAUUUUCCACAUGCGCCGAAUACAACAGGUGUAGACCUUACAGUGAAAUGCUUACUUACAUGCCCUUAACCAACAGUGCAUUUUUAAGAUAAAUAAGUGUUAAGUAAAAAAUAGAUGAAUAAAAAAUAAAAAUGGAAAUAGUCUGGGUAGCCAUGAUUAGCUGUUCAGGAGUCUUACGGCUUGGGGGUAGAAGCUGUUAAGAAGCCUUUUGGACCUAGACUUUGCGCUCCGGUACCGCUUGCCGUGCGAUAGAAGAGAGAACAGUCUAUGACUAGGGUGGCUGGAGUCUUUGACAAUUUUUAGGGUCUCUGACACCGCCUGGUAUAGAGGUCCUGGAUGGCAGGAAGCUUGGCCCCAGUGAUAUACUGGGUCGUAUGCACUACCCUCUGUAGUGCCUUGCGGGCGGAUGCCGAGCAGUUGCCAUACCAGGCGGUGAUGCAACCAGUCAGGAUGCUCUCGAUGGUGCAGCUUUAGAACUUUUUGAGGAUCUGAGGACCCAUGCCAAAUAUGUUCAGUCUCCUGAGGGGGAAUAGGCUUUGUCGUGCCCUCUUCACAACUGUCUUGGUGUGUUUGGACCAUGAUAGUUUGUUGGUGAUGUGGACACCUAGGAACUUGAAGCUCUCAACCUGUUCCACUACAGCCCCGUCGAUGAGAAUGGGGGCGUGCUCAGUCCUCUUCUUUUUCCUGUAGUCCACAAUCAUCUCCUUUGUCUUGAUCAUGUUGAGGGAGAGGUUGUUAUCCUGGCAUCACACGGCCAGGUCUCUGACCUCCUCACUAUAGGCUAUCUCAUCGUUGUCGGUGAUCAGGCCUACCACUGUUGUGUCGUCUGCAAACUUAAUGAUGGUGUUGGAGUCAGAGAGUACAGGAGGGGACUGAGCACGCACCCCUGAGGGGCCCCCGUGUUGAGGAUCAGCGUGGCAGAUGUGUUGUUGCCUACCCUCACCACCUGGGGGCGGCCCGUCAGUAAGUCCAGGAUCCAGUUUCAGAGGGAGGUGUUUAGUCCCAGGGUCCUUAGCUUAGUGAUGAGCUUUGAGGGCACUAUGGUGUUGAACGCUGAGCUGUAGUCAAUGAAUAGCAUUCUCACUAAGCACACUUAAUGACAACUAAGCACACCUAAUGUCACUUAAUGGCACCUAAUGAAACCUAAUGACAACUCAGCACACCUAAUGAAACCUAAUGACACCUAAUGUCACUUAAUGGCACCUAAUGAAACCUAAUGUCACUUAAUGGCACCUAAUGAAACCUAAUGACAACUCAGCACACCUAAUGAAACCUAAUGACACCUAAUGUCACUUAAUGGCACCUAAUGAAACCUAAUGACACUUAAUGGCACCUAAUGAAACCUAAUGACAACUCAGCACACCUAAUGUCACUUAAUGGCACCUAAUGAAACCUAAUGACAACUCAGCACACCUAAUGAAACCUCAUGGUAGGUCUUAUAACAGCAUCAUGUUCAUGCUGCCAAUGACUGGAACGAACUGCAACAAUCUCUGAAGCUGGAGACUCUUAUCUCCCUCACUAACUUUUAAGCAUCAGUUGUCAGAGCACCUUACCGAUCACUGCACCUGUACACAGCCCAUCUGAAAUUAGCCCACCCAACUACCUCAUCCCUAUAUUGUUAUUUAUUUUGCUCAUUUGCACCCCAGUAUCUCUAUUUGCACAUAAUCUCUUGCACAUCUAUCAUUCCAGUGUUAAUACUAAUUGUAAUUAUUUUGCACUAUGGCCUAUUUAUUGCCUUACCUCCAUAACUUGCUACAUUUGCACACACUGUAUAUAUAUUUUCUGUUUGUAUUUUUGACUUUAUGUUUUGUUUUACCCCAUAUGUAACUCUGUGUUGUUUUUAUCGCACUGCUUUGCUUAUCUUGGCCAGGUUGCAGUUGUAAAUGAGAAUUUGUUCUCAACUGGCUUACCUGGUUAAAUAAAGGUGAAAAAAAAUAUGGAAAAAUAAAUGUCAUGGUGACACUGUCAAAUAAAGUGUAACCACAUAUUUCCCUGAUCAGUGUUCGAGAGCGCUGUCUGGAGGAGCAGAAGAGGAGGGGACAGAGAGCAACCAGGAAGAUCUGUACCUUCAUCGGCACGUUCAUUGUCUGCUUUGCUCCCUACGUCAUCACCAGGUGAGUAGAAAGGGGGAGGGAGAGAGAGAGAGACAUCUUUACAAGAGUACAGUAGAUGGUUUUUCCCUGACAUCUUUACAAGAGUACAGUAGAAUGUAAGUCCCUGACAUCUUUACAAGAGCACAUUAGAUGAUAUGUCCCUGACAGUUUCUCUUUACAAGAGUACAGUAGAUGGUAUGGCCCUGACAUCUUUACAAGAGUACAGUAGAUGAUAUGUCCCUGACAUCUUUACAAGAGUACUUUAGAUGAUAUGUCCCUGACAUCUUUACAAGAGCACAUUAGAUGAUAUGUCCCUGACAGUUUCUCUUUACAAGAGUACAGUAGAUGGUAUGUCCCUGACAUCUUUACAAGAGUACAUUAGAUUACAUGUGCCUGACAUCUUUACAAGAGUACAGUAGAUGAUAUGACCCUGACAUCUUUACAAGAGUACAUUAGAUGGUAUGUCCCUGACAUCUUUACAAGAGUACAGUAGAUGGUAUGUCCCUGACAUCUUUACAAGAGUACAUUAGAUGAUAUGACCCUGACAUCUUUACAAGAGUACAGUAGAUGGUAUGUCCCUGACAUCUUUACAAGAGUACAGUAGAUGAUAUGUCCCUGACAUCUUUACAAGAGUACAGUAGAUGGUAUGUCCCUGACAUCUUUACAAGAGUACAUUAGAUGAUAUGUCCCUGACAUCUUUACAAGAGUACAGUAGAUGAUAUGUCCCUGACAGUUUCUCUUUACACGAGUACAGUAGAUGGUAUGUCUCUGACAUACAAUUAACUCAUUAGGAUCUGGGGCACCACGAGAGCGGUUCUUUAAAGAGUCACCAUCACCUGAAUUAAACUCUAAAAGGUCUUUACCGAUCACAUCUAUAAACAGUCAACUUAUUAAUCAUAACCUCGUAUCAUAUCAUCAUUCUGAACAGUCGUAACCUCCUUGCAUCUGCAAAAAACCUGAGCCUUACUUAUUACAAAUUGGUUUAAUGAUGUAUUUGCUAGCUAAUUAAAUGGGAACACAGGACAAACAUACACACUCUGCACCGGUUACUGACUGGAGAAAACAGGUCCCUAGUGGAAUGACAACAACACGGCUGCUUGCUACAGAAGAGAGGGAGAGGGAGACACUUAACAUUGCCACAUUCGGAAACUACUCUCCUCUACAGUAACCAUAUACUUUGCACACGAACCGCCGCCCGUUUUGAGUAAGAAAUCAUGAAUGUGUUUACGUGAAAUGUCUUAGUCUCUCAGGGAUCUCUUGGUGAACCGGGCCUGCCCUGGAAAGGGAGUUGGGCCUUCUCGCGGCGCGCUUGUAAGGCUCUGAUUGUCCAAACAGGUUCCAACAAGUCUUCUACUGUUGUUCUCUUCUUUUGUAGUUGUCCGGUCUCCGACGACUUCUGGUGUAUUCCUGAACAGAACUACAGAGUUGAUUUUUCCUUCCGUUUGCUCUUGAAGAUGCUUCUUUGAAGAUAGGCUGGCCAGCCGUAUCGAUGAUUCCCAGUGGGGUGAUGGGCGUAGCGUAACAGGAUGGAUUGAGCAGAGUAAUAGGAUGUGCCUACUUAAAUUCGCUUUCGAAGAUACUUUACCUAGAACAGCUAAUCAGCCGAACCAGUGAGUUUAUUCUCUCCCCCUCGUGUUGAGAUUCAAAGUUCCAACCGUUUUUAAACGUGUAGCUGUCGCUUUCACAUUUUCUGGUCCGAUAUGUUAAUUCGUAACCCAUCCUUUUACACACUCUGCUCAAAAGGGGGCGGUUCCGUCAGGCCGACACGCUCUCUGACCUCACUUUGGGCGGUGACCAGGGACGGCCUGUUCAAUAGGGUGAUAUGGGCGACGCACUGCCAAACGGGAAAAGGAAGGGAUUUUUUUUCUAAUCAAUUAUAUCACGGCAACAGUAGUUAUCAGUGUUCACGUCUGAUCUGCCAGCCACUAAAUGUCAAAUCAGGCUAAAGUCGUGCUUCAAAUGGCCCCGCCCGUUUUUGGGGCGAUUUCAGUCAGGUUGAAAAUCGCCCAGAAGUCUCUCAUAGCCUGUCAUGUAAAAUCUAUUUUUUUCAAAUUUCAAAGCUUUCAAUACAUUCUCUAUGGGUGUCUGUGGGCUUGCACUUACGCGCUUUCGUCAUACGUGACGUAACCAUGAACGUAACUAAGACAAUAGCGGCUAGCAGCGUCUCUGUUGCGACCUGCAGUGUGGCGUUAUUUUAUGUUUUUAAUUUGUAGACUUAGUUUACAAACAUUCUGCCAACCAUGGAUUUCCAGUGGUGGAUUUUGGACUGAUCUUGUUGAUCGUGUACAUACCCGCUACGAACGGACUAAAUAAUGAAAACGCUGCUGGCAGCGGAAUCCAAUACAGCUGGGAGACUUGGCUGGAUGACAGGGUCCCGGACAGAGAAGUGGAGCCGGCCGGCUUCACCCUGGUCAGAGCGGACCGCGAUCCUGGUAAGAGAGCGACUCUGUACCCCUACAUUGAACUGCUUUCUGUGUCAUUGCGACCUUUCUAUCUGCCCCGUGAGUUCCCCCAAUUGUUUGUUACCGUUGUGUACUGUUGAUAAUCACAAGUUUACUGGAGAACUGAGACCAAGUAGAGACUUUGGACAGGGUGGAUAUGGUAUAAUAAAGGCAGUUUAUUCAGAGGUAAAGAUAUCUGGAAUCGCGUGCACGGACUCGUUCGUCAAACUCUUAGGGAGAAGAGAGCCCCGAAAACAUUGUGUGCAGACAUUUUAUACAAUAAAUGAUGUAGGUUGAAUCUAGUAGUUCUGAUCUUCUGAUUGGUCCUGAUGAGUUGGGCGAGGUCCCCUCCACUGUUGCAUUGGCUCUGAGUCGGGUUCUCUGUCUUCAAAUGUUCAGCCUAAAGAGAGAGGAUUUUUGUGUGUGUGUGUGUGUGUGUUUAAAAGUGAUGAUGUGUGUGUGUGUGUGUUAUCAGUGAUGAUGUGUGUGUGUGUGUGUGUGUGUGUGUGUCCUCAGAGCAAGAACUCGUGAGUUGGAAGAACUGAGAGACCUAUGGCGUGGGUGUUGUCCUUGGCCACCUGCUGACAAGGCUGACAAGAUAGGACUCUUUUGUCCAUUGUUAUAGGAUAGGAACAGCAUUGAUUGAAAACAAACGCCCAACACAAAAUGGGUCAUGCACAAGAUUUUAGUCAGACCAAGCUAUAACAUUAUAUAUUUACUACGACAGUACAUUCAACCAAAAGCUAAUAUAACAAAGGCAUCAGAGAUUAUUUAUAAUCUGUCACAGAAACUGGAAUCCAUCUCCCCAGAUCAGUCAAUAAAUGCUUCUGGUAUUGACUUAUAUGCUGCCCCUGUCUUCAUGUUGUUGCUGGACAUAUCUUUUUUAAAAUGUGUGUAGGUCACCUAAAUCAUCAGAAAAAUUGCCCCUCCUGAGAAUUUUUUCAGGAGCCGCCACUGGCGGUGACUACUAACUGUGCUAAAGUUAUGAAAAACAAUUAUCUCAUAUAAGUUCUGUGACACUCUGGCUCUAGGACUUGUAUAUGUGAGCCAGGGUGUAUCUCAUUUGGUGGUGUUGGGGAUGGGUGAGUUUCAUUUUGUUUGUAUUUAGUGGUGAUUGGUUAAUGACUCCCAAUCGGAGGUAACGAGUGUCAGCUGUCGGCUCGUUAUCUCUGAUUGGGAGCCAUAUAUAUUCUGUGUGUUUUCACCUUUGUUUUGUGGGUUAUUGUUUCUGUGUUGCUGUUAGUCUGUAUCAGUAUUUUGAACUUCACGUAUCGUCAUUUGUUGUUUUCUUCGUGGUUGCUUUAUUAAUAAAGUCAUCAUGUUCACUCCACGCGCUGCGUAUUGGUCCGCUCCUUCAGACGAUCGUGACAGAAUAACCCACCAUAAAAGGACCAAGCAGCGUAACAAGCGGCAACAGGACCUACCUACACAGGAGUUAUGGACGCCUCCUAAGGAUUUUAGGACAUGGGAGGAGAUUCGGGCUGGAAAGGGUCCUUGGGCACAACCGGAGGAAUAUCACCGCCCUCGUGAAGAGCUGGAGGCAGCCAAAGCCGAGAGGAGGUGGUACGAGGAGGCAGCGCGAAGGCGAGGCUGGAAGCCCGUGGAAGAGAGGCAACCCCAAUAAAUUUUUUGGGGGGGGCACAUGGCUUGGGCGACGGAGCAGCAGGAGGCUGCCACAGGGAGAAAAGGAGAGAAGGCUAACGGAGUACGGGAGUCAUUGGCGAGUAGAAGGAGGGAAGUUGUUGUGGCACGGCAUGAGAGACUGAAGUGUGUUACCAGUCCGGUCCGGCCCGUUCCUGAUCCCCAGUUAAGGCCAGUGGUGUGUGUUCCCGGUACGGACCGGCCUGUUCCUACUCCACGCACCAGGUCCACGGUGUGCGUCGCCAGCCCGGCCCGGCCUGUUCCUGCUCCACGCACGAAGCCUACGGGGUGCGUCGCCAGCCGGCCAGAGUCUGCCGUCUGCCCAACGGCGCCUGAACUGGCCGUCUGCCCAACGGCGCCUGAACUGGCCGUCUGCCCAACGGCGCCUGAACUGGCCGUCUGCCCAACGGCGCCUGAACUGGCCGUCUGCCCAACGGCGCCUGAACUGGCCGUCUGCCCAACGGCGCUGGAACUGCCCGUCUGCCCUAUGGCGUCUGAACUGCCCGUCUGCCAAGCGCUGCAUAAGCCGCCCGUCUGUACUGAGCCUGCAAAGCCGCCCGUCUGCCAUGAGCCUUCAGAGCCGUCCGCCAGAUCGGAGCCGCUAGAGCCUUCCGCCAGACAGGAGCCGCUAGAGCCUUCCGCCAGACAGAAUCAUACACUUGCUAUGGAAUCAGCAGGAGCCGACGCAGCCCAUACUAGACUGGAAGCUCAGGUUCGGGACCAGAAAGAGCAGCUCCUGCAGAUGGGAGCCGCCCUGCUGGAGGUGAUGACUGCAAUCCGAGGCUGGGGUCCGCCUCCACCGCCAGCCGCCCAGCCAGCACCAUCAGCCAGCCAUGAGCAGCCAGAUCCGUCAGCCAGCCAUGAGCAGCCAGAUCUGUCAACCAGCCAUGAGCAGCCAGACCCGUCAGCCAGCCAUGAGCAGCCAGAUCCGUCAGCCAGCCAUGAGCAGCCAGAUCCGUCAGCCAGCCAUGAGCAGCCAGAUCCGUCAGCCAGCCAUGAGCAGCCAGAUCCGUCAGCCAGCCAUGAGCAGCCAGAUCCGUCAGCCAGCCAUGAGCAGCCAGAUCCGUCAGCCAGCCAUGAGCAGCCAGAUCCGUCAGCCGGCCAUGAGCAGCCAGAUCCGUCAGCCGGCCAUGAGCAGCCAGACCCGUCAGCCGGCCAUGAGCAGCCAGAUCCGUCAGCCAGCCAUGAGCAGCCAGAUCCGUCAGCCAGCCAUGAGCAGCCAGAUCCGUCAGCCAGCCAUGAGCAGCCAGAUCCGUCAGCCAGCCAUGAGCAGCCAGAUCCGUCAGCCAGCCAUGAGCAGCCAGAUCCGUCAGCCAGCCAGGAUCCGCCAGAGCCGUCCAGCCAGGAUCCGCCAGAGUCGUCCAGCCAGGAUCCGCCAGAGCCGUCUAGCCAGGAUCCGCCAGAGCCGUCCAGCCAGGAUCCGCCAGAGCCGUCCAGCCAGGAUCCGCCAGAGCCGUCCAGCCUGGAUCCGCCAGAGCCGUCCAGCCAGGAUCCGCCAGAGCCGUCCAGCCAGGAUCCGCCAGAGCCGUCCAGCCAGGAUCCGCCAGAGCCGUCCAGCCUGGAUCCGCCAGAGCCGUCCCGCCGGGAUCCGCCAGAGCCGUCCCGCCGGGAUCCGCCAGAGCCGUCCAGCCUGGAUCCGCCAGAGCCGUCCCGCCAGGAUCCGCCAGAGCCGUCCCGCCAGGAUCCGCCAGAGCCGUCCCGCCAGGAUCCGCGAGAGCCAGCCAGCCAGGAUCCGCCAUCUAGUCAGGUGCUGCCCCUUAGCCCGGUGCUGCCCCUUAGUCCGGUGCUGCCCCUUAGCCCGGUGCGGCCCCUUAGUCCGGUGCUGCCCCUUAGCCCGGUGCUGCCCCUUGUUCCGGUGCUGCCCCUUAUCCCGGUGCUGCCCCUUAUCCCGGUGCUGCCCCUUAGGCCGAUGCUGCCCCUUAGUCCGGUGUUGCCCCUUAGUCCAGGUGGGGUUAGUUGGAGGGUGGUCAUUGGGAGGAGGCUACCGAAGCAGGUUGUGACUGUGGUGGGGUGGGGAUCACGACCGGGGCCAGAACCGCCACCAUGGACAGACGCCCACCCAGACCCUCCCCUAGUCCUGAUGUUGGUGCGCCCGGAGUUCGCACCUUUAGGGGGGGGUACUGUGACACUCUGGCUCUAGGACUUGUAUAUGUGAGCCAGGGUGUAUCUCAUUUGGUGGUGUUGGGGAUGGGUGAGUUUCAUUUUGUUUGUAUUUAGUGGUGAUUGGUUAAUGACUCCCAAUCGGAGGUAACGAGUGUCAGCUGUCGGCUCGUUAUCUCUGAUUGGGAGCCAUAUAUAUUCUGUGUGUUUUCACCUUUGUUUUGUGGGUUAUUGUUUCUGUGUUGCUGUUAGUCUGUAUCAGUAUUUUGAACUUCACGUAUCGUCAUUUGUUGUUUUCUUCGUGGUUGCUUUAUUAAUAAAGUCAUCAUGUUCACUCCACGCGCUGCGUAUUGGUCCGCUCCUUCAGACGAUCGUGACAAGUUCUCAAAUCACAUCCCUCUCUUAACAAAAACACUAAUCAUUUUUCAUAUUAUAUGCACAACACAUAGGAUGGACACUUCGUAUAUAUAGUGAGUAUACUUUCCAAGUUACAUUAUUUUCUUUAUCCAUUUUUUUAUGACAUCACAAAAUAACAACCAAUAUGACCUUAGUGUCCAACAGAUCACCUCUGGCCAUUCCCCACGUUCUAUGUUAGGAAUAUUAUUCCAAUAUUAGCUUUUGAACGUGUUAAAGUUUCAGCUGAAAAAAGUCUGUUAAACUAAGACAUUCCUUUGGGGAUCUUGAGAGGGAGAGCCUGGGCCUUCUCCCUUGAUUUACGACAGGGCGUGAGCUGUUAACCCCCCUCUACGGGUGAGAGGGGGUCUGAUUGAAGUUAUUCAUUGCAAACCUGAUCUGACCUAUUUGGAUUCUUGUGGACAGUCAUGACAGUCUGCUCAAUCAGAAAUGUCCUUUAAUCAUUAAACAUUUCAAGUAUUUUAAUGAUGACUGAAUCUUUACCUGUCCUGUAAAUACAUUAUCAUGAAUUGAAUAAUAACAAACAACAUAACUAAAAUGUCUGCUUUGUGGUGACCUCUUCUCAAGUUGUGUCAGGACAAUUAGAAUGUUGCACUUUGUUGCAGUUGAUGUCCAUGAAGAGAAUUAGGGCUGACUGUUUUUGACAUCCAUAGAUAGUUAUGCUCUCUCUCUCUCUCUCUCUCUCUCUCUCUCUCUCUCUCUCUCUCUCUCUCUCUCUCUCUCUCUCUCUCUCUCUCUCUCUCUCUCUCUCUCCCCAUCCCUAUUUCUCCACCUGUAUAGGAUCGUGGAGUUAUUUCCCUCUGUGCCUAUCGACCACCACUGGGGAGUGGUCUCCAAGUGCUUGGCCUAUAGCAAGGCGGCUUGCGACCCCUUCGUCUACUCUCUUCUCCCUAACCAGUACAAGAAGACGUGUGGUGACAUCAUCAACAGGCUGCUGAAGCCCAGCUCUCUGAAUGCAUCUGGACCAGGUCACCAUCAUAGCCAUGAGACCAGGGGGAGGAACAACAUCAUCCAGAAUGCAGCAGACUGA
Coregonus sp. 'balchen' is the source of this 14378-nucleotide messenger RNA. The record is from the annotation of a GenBank genome assembly. NCBI's taxonomy places the organism in Eukaryota, Metazoa, Chordata, Actinopteri, Salmoniformes, Salmonidae.